AGUCCAUGUUUGGCUAUUUUUCCGUUUCAGCUGCUACUGUUAUGGUUCUGCUAUGGGCUACAAUGUUUGGGCAUUUGUGUACUUGUGAAAUGUUCCAAAAAUAGGACUGCAUUGUGCUUUCCAUCCAUGCUUCAGCAUUAUUUUGGCUGUCCAGUAAUGUUGCUGCUACGGCUUUGUUGGACUGAUCUGUUUCUGCUGCGGCUUUGUUGGGUUGCUGCUAUAUUGCAGCCUGUUAUGAGGGUGUUUUGCUAUUGUUUCUGCUGUGAAAAGCGAGAACUUUAAAGCUAUGAGAGAGAAACAAUUGGAGCUGCAGCAUACAAUGAGUCGUAAGGGAUAUGCACGGUUGACUGCUGAGCUGAAAGUGAAAAGAAAAGUUGACUCCAUAAGUAGAGCCGUUGUUUGGGCCGAUGGACAUAGAGACAAGAAUGGAAAACCCAAGAACAAGAAUGUUGCACAAAAGAUUGAAGAUAUGGGAAAAAUUGAACGGAAUGGACAGAAUUCAACUAAUCUGAAAGAAGAUGCUGUUUCUAAAGUGCUUGGUGCCGAGAGGAAUGGCCGUGUAAGAACAUUUGGAAAAGGAGUCACUCAAACAAGAUUAACUAUAUUAUCACAAAUGAAUGGUCAAUUUGCUGAAUUACGUAAAGAAAAUGCUCAAAUGAAGUCGCAAAUGUCGGAUAUGCGAAAUACAAUUGACGAGUUCAAGAAAAGCCAAGUUCAGAAUCCGGCAACAACUGAAGCAACACCAACUACACCCCUUGUUUCUCCAUCGGUAACAUGUCAUCCACAGAGUGACAUUACCAAGUGCAAGUUACUAGAUUGGAUGGGGACGGGAGAUGUAGUUGCGGAAGGGCAUUGGGCUUCAAGUGAUCCACAUUCUUGUGCGCAUUGUGUUCCGAUCGGCCCUAAUGCAAUGAAAGUUUGGGUGGAUGUGGCAAAGAAACCUGAAGAGUUUCUGUGGAGGGCUCCAAGUGAUAUGACCUAUAUCGUAGAUGCUGUGGGAAGUACCAUCGCAUGGCCUGCUGACUUUGUUAUUCUGGACUCUUCUUCCCCAGGGUUUAUGGGUUGAUAAAGAAGUGCUGUUGUGACUUUUUGCUGAAGAUGUAGGUAUGAUCUUGCUAGUGUGAUGGCUGUCAUUAUCGCUUGGUUGGUUGAAGUUUUUUUGUUGAUACUUAUGGGAUGGAUAGAUUUUGGAAGGACUGUUUUGGUUGAAGCCUUUUUGUUAAUAUUUCGGUGUCAAGGUUUGAACUCCACUUUUGGGAUACAUAGAUGUUUUGGAAGGCUUUUUUGUUGAUAUUUGGUAACAAGGCUUGUACUCCACUUUCGGGAUACACGGAUAUU
This is a messenger RNA of Rhododendron vialii, 1338 nucleotides long. RefSeq lists its product as uncharacterized. The record is from RefSeq and is a predicted model, not a curated record. The transcript has 6 exons. The coding region runs from base 287 to 1066 and encodes 259 amino acids. Lineage: Eukaryota; Viridiplantae; Streptophyta; Magnoliopsida; Ericales; Ericaceae.